CCCCCUCUGCCCACAAAAAACUUGGAAACGCCCGUGGUCCUGGCCGGUCCACUGGUUGUUAAGUGUUGGGGGUGGGGUGGUUGAAUGAGGCUGACGGGGGCUGGAUGUCCUCUCUUUGCCCCCCGACCACAGUGGGAGUGCGCAGUGCCAGGCCGGGCCAGCAGCAGCAGCUGACGCACCGUCACACGUACUUUACGCACGCUGGAUGAAGGCAGGCAAAGACCCGGCGGAGGAGGAUGCUAACACCGGCUCGGUGGGGCUGUCUCCGGGGGUUUAUUUAGCAGGCAGUGGGGGUGCCGGUGUAAAAUGCAGCGGGGCGGACGGGCUGUGCGGGUCGGCCUUGCUGAGCUCGGCUGCUGCGCCUCAUGCUCGCCUCUCACGCAUCUCUCCUAGGACUUGUGAUUAGCGCGUUUUUGUUUCCAGGUCAGAAUCUCCGUUUCCUGUGCGGCGUGUUUGUACUAAAAUGGCCGGAGAUGGCGGCGCUCUGAAGGAUAUCAAUGAGAUUAAGUCCCAGUUCCGGACCAGAGAGGGCUUCUACAAGCUGCUCACCCUCUCAGACUCGCUGCAGCGGGGCGGGCUGCCGCGGGGGCCGUCCGCCGGAGCCACGCUGGGCCCCGGGGCCGGACCGGGUCCGAUACCCGGCGGAGGGGUCGGGCUGCUGCAGGGGCCCGGGGCUGCAGCCGCCGCCGCUGCCGCCUCUUCCUCCUCCAAUGCCGCAGCCAACUCCUCCCCGGCUGGCUUCCUGCCGCCGGUCCGGGUCUCCAUGGUGAAGCUGCAGCCCGAAGACCCGAGCGAGGAGUCGGAGCGGGUGUGCUUCAACAUCGGCAGGGAGCUGUAUUUCUACACGUACACCAACAUCAAGAAGGCUGUGGACCUCAGUAAGCCCAUAGACAAGAGGAUCUACAAGGGGACGCAGCCCACGUGUCACGACUUCAAUCAGUACUCAGCCACAGCAGAGAGCGUAGCUCUCAUCGUGGGUUUCUCAGCCGGGCAGGUCCAGUAUCUCGACCCCAUCAAGAAGGAAACCAGUAAACUCUUUAACGAGGAGAGGUUGAUAGACAAAUCCAAGGUAACGUGUCUAAAAUGGCUUCCCAAGUCGGAGAACCUGUUCCUGGCCUCCCAUGCCAGCGGUCACCUCUACCUCUACAACGUGGACCACCCAUGUGGCACCACGGCACCACAGUACUCUCUGUUGCGGCAAGGCGAAGGCUUCGCCGUUUAUGCCUGCAAAACCAAGACGCCACGCAACCCUCUGCUGCGGUGGGCCGUCGGGGAGGGAGGCCUCAACGAGUUUGCGUUCUCCCCAGACGGCGUGCACGUGGCGUGCGUGGGCCAGGACGGAUGCCUGCGUGUCUUCCACUUUGAUUCGAUGGAGCUUCAGGGCGUGAUGAAGAGCUACUUUGGUGGGCUGCUCUGUGUGUCGUGGAGCCCAGACGGGAAAUAUCUCGCCACGGGAGGGGAGGAUGAUCUGGUUACUGUGUGGUCAUUUGCAGAAAGCCGAGUGGUAGCGAGGGGGCACGGCCACAAGUCUUGGGUCAACGUGGUAGCAUUCGAUCCCUUCACAACUUCCCUGGAAGAUGAGGAGCCUAUGGAGCUCAGUGGCAGCGAGGAGGACCUCCACCAGGGGGCGCAAAAUAACUCCAUGCACUUUGGGCGGGUUCGAACGAGCAGCACGUUAUCCCGUCUUUCUCGGCACAGCUCGAAAGGCGGCGGCUCGCCAUCGGUCACUUACCGAUUUGGCUCGGUGGGGCAGGACACCCAGUUCUGUCUGUGGGACCUGACGGAUGACGUGCUGUACCCGCGCCUGCCGCUGUCCCGCGCCUUUACUAACACUUUUGGGCCUUCGCUGUCCAACUCUGGCAGCGGGGGGGUCAACAGCACCUCAGGUGGGGGAGGAAGUGGAGGUGUGGAGGGACAUCAUCACCCCCCGAACACUAACACCGGCGCCUCCAACCCACCCACGCUCCCUUUACCGCUUCCUCGCUCCCUUUCGCGCUCCAACUCUUUACCCCACCCCGCUGUGGCGAACGCCUCCAAAGGCCAGGGCGCCUCAGAGGGCAGUGGGGGAGGAGGAGGAGGGGGAGGGAGCAGCGGCGGAGGAAACAGCACCCCCUUCAGCAUCGGCCGCUUCGCCACUCUUUCCCUACAGGAGCGCAAGUCAGAUAAGUCCGGCAGCAGCGGGGGCGUGGAGAAGGAGCACAAGCGGUACCACAGCCUGGGCAACAUCAGCAAAAGCAACGACAAGAUCAAUGUGGCGCCGAGGAGCAACCGGCUGGACGCCGCCAAGGUGCUGGGCACCACGCUGUGCCCACGCAUGCAUGAAGUGCCGCUGCUGGAGCCGCUGGUCUGUAAGAAGAUUGCACACGAGAGGCUGACGGUCCUGGUGUUCAUGGAUGACUGCAUCAUCACGGCCUGCCAAGAGGGCCUCAUCUGUACCUGGGCACGGCCGGGGAAGGCGAACCUGACAGCACAGAACGGGAACUCUCCGAGCGGCACGGUGGUAUAGCUGGAGGAGAAGCUUUGCACUCAUCCCUCCAUCCUUUCCCUCGUCGUCGUCGUCCUAAUAUGUCAGAAUUUGGGGCCAACUACCAGAGACGAUACCUGACCUACCACUGCAGUAUUAACCCUCAGUAUAACUCUCUGUACUCACCUUCACUCAGAGGUGGGAAACUCUUCCUGAAACAUUCAUUUAGGAAAACUUGGGAACAAAUGACACAUUGAAUAUAGCACUAAGCCACAGUGCACCGUAUCAGUAUAUGACAGAAGUAUGUGGACACCCCUUUAGUUGUUUUGUUGUUUGUUUUUUUCUUUUACUGCAGCUUUCGUUUAUUUUCUGAGGAAUGUUUUAAAGCUGUGUGGAAACCAGCCAGACCUCGUUUAGGAUCAACUGGAACUAUGAAAUCAGUGUUAGACGCCACUAAUGUGUUGGAAAAGCUGUUGCAGCAGCAGAGCAUGAGUCACAUACGGGUGAAGUGUUCGGGUGUCCGUGUAUUUUUGACCAUAUGAUGGACCUAAAAAGCCAGUUCUGCUGAUCUGGACUAUUCGAGCAGGUCAGCUCUACCUGGUCCCAUUUUCCACAUGAAUUUCUUCCACUGUAGCGAAGUGGAAGUUUUUUUUUAAAUGGCCCAUUUUAAAAAACAUUUAUCAAUUGGUUUAAAUUUGCCAUCACUGAUAAACUAUACCCUGGAUGUGUCUCUUUGGGCAGCUUUAUUUUUAGAUUUCUCUGUGGAAGUCUCCUUCAGUGAGUCUAAAGGGUGACCCUUCAGGGAGCGAGCACAGAUGAUGUUUCUGUGGGUAAAAUGCUCCUCCUUCAGAGUCCUCGGGAUGUUACGGGGGCCUCUAAACCUGGUUCAUACUUUUCAUGCUGCUCAGCUUCCUGGAAAAAAAAUGAAGAUCAUCAUCAGUGGUCGUACUCCUCACCUGAUGUGCUCCCAUCUAGCUUGGACUCUGCAGACUCUUCCACUGAAAACUGCUCGUUUGUAGCCGGAUUGAUAGCUCUCAUCAGAUGUGUAAGUUUGUAAUCAUUAUUAGAAAACUUCCACUGAGUGAUCUAAAACACGCAGCAAGCCUGGAGGCGGUACAGAGGUGCACAAGGAGACAGUCUUGAAGUGCAGAUUGGCCAAAAUUAAGUCCAGAAAGUUGGGAAGUUUUAUUAUUUAAUGAGCUUUUUGUCCAUGAUGAAGGUGAGAAAAGUGUUUCUCAGGAAGAGUUUCCCCCUCUAAGUGGGAAUGCGGUUUAUUCCCACUGCUUCCGCCCUCCCUCCUCCGUGUCUCUCUGCAGAAAGACUGCUUUAACUGCGUUCUUCAUCCUUUCUGUCUGUAACCCCGAAUCAACAAAGGAGCUAACGGCAGGCCCUCCUCCAUCGGACCCCUCCCAUUUUCCCCUUCAUGCUAAAGACACUGCAAAAGCCACGGCCAUUGUAUUUAUGUUAUUUAUUUUAUCACAAGACUGUGUAGUAAUUUAUACUGUAAAUAAUGAAAAUACUCUAUAAAUACACAGCGGACAAACGUGUAGGGACUCGGCAGCGAUGAUGAGGCGAAGACGAAGCAGGAAAGAUGAAGAUUAUUAAUAUAUGAAGAUCCUUCUAUUGUACAUACAAACGAGACGGUUAUAAAUCGAAUGUCUGCUGUUUUAGGGAACAUGAAGAUGUCGAUGUGUUUUUAUUUUGUGUUAUAGAGUUUCUCCAGUUUGGCCCUGAAAGCAGUCUGGGUUUAAUCUGAUGUUUUUGGGGUCCGGGGUGACCGACCCGACUCGAGCACAGAGAGCAAUCAUUUCAGCUGCCUGUCCAAGCUAAUCAGUCGAAUCGUCACUAAUCCUCAUGCAUCCUAAUGAGUAACGUUGGCACCAACAAACGCACACUGUUGCACAUUCCAAACACACACACACAUGCACACACACUCCCCCUCUUGGUGUAGCAUCAUGUAUUUUGUGUUAUGGACUCUCCUGUCGCACCUGAAUUGCCUCUUGCAAGAAUUUGCACAUAAAAUAAAUCCACGGUCCAUUGUUAGCUGCCACAUUCAGGGGUGUACUUUCUGUUUAUCGAUCUGACUGAAGCGGCAAAACGGCUCCCAUUACGCCCCCGACACUCACUGCACACGUUUAGUUGGAAGGAAUUUUAAUAAUUGCACAUCUCCGUGAUGAAGUUUGUUUGUUAAUAAUUGCACAUCUCCGUGAUGAAGUUUGUUCCCUUUGUGUGACUAAAUUUACACUCAACUCGACUUUUCAGCCUUUGUUCAGAUUCCUGACGAUAGAAAAGAAACCAAAAAUCUGUCUGAUUUUUCGCUAUCGGCCAUAAACCUGUCAAAAGCUGCGCCAAAACACAAGUCCUGAAAGUUUAAACCACGUCCAAGACGGAAAGUUUCCCCCACAUUUAGCAUUCACUGAGUCCCGGGAUCCAAAAGGACAUCUGCGUCUGGAUUAAUGAGCUAUACUUUCACAAAACCAUCUAGACAAUGUUUUUCUUUUGGUUCAGCUUGAUUUGUAUCUGUGAAAAUGGAAAGUCAACAGGCAAAUUUACCCCUCCGGGAAUUUCAAAAAUUCCUGGAUCCCAGAAAAUUUCAGUUCAAGUUUUGCUGAUCCAGAUGGUGUGUAGUGAGGAUACGCUUGAGCCCAGAUUGUAAUCCAGACAUUUCUGGUAGUAACAACUUAUAAUCAGCUGAUUUAGAGGCUACAGGACUGCAUCUUAACCAUCCUCCCCUCAUAAUCGGACUGUAUUUCUGUUCACUCUGAUGCUGUGUGCAUGACUAUUUAAAAAUUUGCCAAUUUUAGUAUCUCGGAGUAUAUAAAGCGACACAGUAGGCUUUAAAUACUGUGUCGCUUUAUAUACUAGGAGAGUUCCUGGACUCCGCUAAAGAAGCCUCAAGAAACUCCUCCCACUUUAACACAUCUUUUUUUUUUCUGAUUGGCCACCUCAUAAAGAUACAAUUUGAAGAGUGAAUCUGUGCUUCUGUUUUGUAAACAUGAUAACUUUUUGCGAUAUCAGGGCCAGAUGUUGACAAGAAUCAAAUUAAACUGAAACGGCGCAUUCAUUAACAGAUUAUUGGCCUGAUUUAUUCAAAACCAGGUGUCAGUAUUCAGCGCCUUCCUGUGUUUGAUCUUAAACUUGUUCUUACCUGUCUGCCUAUAAAUUGCUGAGCAAACGUCCCGCGCUGCAGGAGCCAAGGUUGUGCCCGACAAACCAUCGGUUUCUUGGCUGUUGUCACAGCAGGUGAAUUCAUCCUUGUCGUCAUAGCAACAGCACGCCUGAGGAGGGUAUCUUCGAAUGAGCAUCGUGAGCUUGUGGAGUCGGUCUCGGCUUUAGGGCCAAAUUAAUGUCGCAUCACGACGUGUGAGGAGAAAAUCUGGACCUUCACCUGAAACACUGAUGAGAGCACAGAUUAUUUAACAGGUUGAACUUCUCCAAAAACAUCUUCAAACUAAUCCAAGUAUUUCACAGCCAGGUGUUUGUUUACAGGUGAACUAAGCCUGCUUCAUAAUGCAGCAUCAAAUAUCUCCCAAACCCCCUGGAUACUCAAAUAUAGUCGGAGAUUUGCCUUUGUCUUUAUGGUUUGUAAAGGUUUUGGGUUCUUUAAACUUAAUGAUUUUAGGGGUCACAGUCUCUCCGUGUGUUUGUCCUCUCUGUUGCGCAGAAUUAAUGUCAAAUUUUAUUGGAGAAGUACAAUAAAGUCUCAAGUUAAAACUCAUUUUAAUGCAGCUUCAAGAUUUCCUAUAACCAACGCCUCUGACAUUUCCUCGCAGUGUUUCCAUCCAUGACAAAGAGGCAAAAAUGAAUCCUGCAGUGCAAGAGCUUAUUUAGAGAUCAGCACAUUCUUGACUUGAACAUUAACUGGGAUAAAAGAUAAAACAUUCAGCAAUAAGAGAGUCUUCAGUUUGUUUGAGAGCUGUGUCUUUUUAAAAAGCAGGAUUUGGUUGCGUUUUUGUGCCUCAUUAAGUGGAAGAAACGGUUUAAGCAGUGAGUGCUGACAGAGGUGACAUUGGAGAGCAGCGUGAACAAUUUGAGCUCCGCGUUUAUGUUUUAGAUUUGCAGCAAUUGGUGUUUGUUUGAGGCGCUGAAAUCAGAAAAUUGAGUGUUUUUCGCUGACCUCUGUUCAUUUCUGUGUUGAAACUGUCUGCAGGCUGCAAACAGAAAACAAACAGCCGCAAGUGAACAACAUGUACACACACCCCACCCCACCCCCACACCCACACACUAAAACCCAAACUUGCAGACGCUCAGCACUGAGGGAACAAAUGGCGUUUCACAAAUCUUUUUAUGAAGAAAAGCAAGUCAAACCACUUUAAUAUGUCCGUGUUUUUCUCCUGUGUGCUUGUUAAUGUUGAAAUAUGCAUUCUUCAUUAUUCACCACACACAGACAGCCACUCACACAGACACACUCUAUGCCUGCUCUGAUGGAAGUUAAAGCAGCUGAAUGACGUCACUGUUUGUAAAUGGAGAUCUGUUAUUAAAACGUGAAACCUGAA
Molecule: messenger RNA, 6960 nt
Organism: Pelmatolapia mariae (spotted tilapia)
Lineage: Eukaryota; Metazoa; Chordata; Actinopteri; Cichliformes; Cichlidae
Product: WD repeat-containing protein 20
Exons: 4
Coding region: 464-2506 (680 amino acids)
Molecular function (GO): protein binding
Source: RefSeq, a predicted model, not a curated record